This is a messenger RNA of Erinaceus europaeus (western European hedgehog), 1955 nucleotides long. RefSeq names its product syntaxin 1A (gene STX1A). The record is from RefSeq and is a predicted model, not a curated record. Bases 194 to 1060 code for a protein of 288 amino acids. NCBI's taxonomy places the organism in Eukaryota, Metazoa, Chordata, Mammalia, Eulipotyphla, Erinaceidae. The transcript is spliced from 10 exons. Gene Ontology annotation, biological process: synaptic vesicle fusion to presynaptic active zone membrane; intracellular protein transport; exocytosis. Gene Ontology annotation, cellular component: presynaptic active zone membrane; plasma membrane; endomembrane system. Gene Ontology annotation, molecular function: SNAP receptor activity; SNARE binding.
UUGGGGUGAUUCGGAUCCUUGGGUUCGGGCCGGAAGGGGGGCCUCUAGGUCCUGGGAUCCGGGGCGGGGCCUGGGGGGGCUCGGGGUCCCCGGGCCGGGGCGGGGCCGUGCGGGCGCUGCGCAGUCGCCGGGCGGCGGGCGCGCAUGCGGGGCUCACUCGGCUGCAGCGGGCGCCGCGGCCACUCCCGGGAGCAUGAAGGACCGAACCCAGGAGCUCCGCACUGCCAAGGACAGCGAUGAUGACGACGAUGUCGCCGUCGCCGUGGACCGGGACCGCUUCAUGGACGAGUUCUUCGAGCAGGUGGAGGAGAUCCGGGGCUUCAUCGACAAGAUCUCAGAGAACGUGGAAGAGGUGAAGCGGAAACACAGCGCCAUCCUGGCCUCUCCGAACCCCGACGAGAAGACGAAAGAGGAGUUGGAAGAACUGAUGUCCGACAUCAAGAAGACAGCCAACAAAGUCCGUUCCAAGUUGAAGAGCAUUGAGCAGAGCAUAGAGCAGGAGGAAGGCCUGAACCGCUCCUCCGCUGACCUGAGGAUCCGCAAGACGCAGCACUCGACGCUGUCCCGAAAGUUUGUGGAGGUCAUGUCAGAGUACAACGCCACGCAGUCUGAUUACCGGGAGCGCUGCAAGGGCCGCAUCCAGAGGCAGCUUGAGAUCACCGGCAGGACCACUACCAGUGAAGAGCUGGAGGACAUGCUGGAGAGUGGGAACCCCGCGAUCUUUGCCUCCGGGAUCAUCAUGGACUCCAGCAUCUCAAAGCAAGCCCUGAGCGAGAUCGAGACUCGGCACAGUGAGAUUAUCAAGCUAGAGAACAGCAUCCGGGAGCUUCACGAUAUGUUCACGGACAUGGCGAUGCUGGUGGAGAGCCAGGGGGAGAUGAUUGACAGGAUCGAGUACAACGUGGAACAUGCGGUGGAUUAUGUGGAGAGAGCUGUGUCAGACACCAAGAAGGCUGUCAAGUACCAGAGCAAGGCCCGCCGGAAGAAGAUCAUGAUCAUCGUGUGUUGCGUGAUCCUGGGCAUUGUCAUCGCUUCCACCUUCGGGGGCAUCUUUGGAUAGGAUCACCCCACCUCCACUCCUCAGGAUGGGCUGCCUGAGAGGCCCCUGGCUGCUGCCUCUCCGCCACCACCCAUGAGGCCACGGGGCCCUCCUGCCCCUGCCCCGAGCUGUUGUGUGCAUGAUCUUUGUGACUGUGUGUGUCUGUGCAGAAACGGCAGAGGAGAGCAGGGCCAGGCACCAGGAGGCCGGGGACCGGGGGAGCUCGGCGGUGGGGGACGGACAUCCAGACUGCUCCCCCUGGCCUCCUGACCGGCGCCCUGUCCUCUGGCCUCUCCAGCUGUCCCAAGCACAGCCCCCUGAGGGGUGGGGACCAGCUGGCUACAUGGUGCUGCUUUUCAGGUUUGGGGAGGGUGCCCCCUGACAAGACAGCCCAGCGCUAAGCCUCUAACAGCCAUCACUACCUGGGAGGCUAGGGGGUACUCCCCCCUCCACUUUCCGCAGUCCUGUGGCCAGGCCUGACCCCAAGAUACCUUCUGGAAGAGGCUGACUGAUGCCAGCCAGCUGGGGAAGUCAGGCCUCCCUCCCUUCUGGCCUCAGUUGUCAGGCCCUCAAGCCAUCGUGUUGCAUGUUUGGGACAAUGGUCUGCAAUGUCACCCCCGACCCUCAAUCCUGCCCAUGUCCCCACUGAUGUGCCACGUGGGCACUGGGCGCCACGGAUGCAGUAUUCCGCAGCCAGCUGGGGCAGAGGCGCCCUCUGCCCUCCCCUUGGGGGCCCUCCCAGCCACCCUUCCCUGCAGCCCGGUAGGGGGACAUGCAUGCCAGUGCAUGUAGCAGGGGGGGCCCGUGCCCCCACCCUCCCAGUACCCGUGCUGCCUCCCUUUACCAAAGGUCUCGUACAACCAGCUGCCCAUUUUGUGGACUUUUUAUGUAGAAUAAACAUUUGUAUCUGCACCGG